Metarhizium brunneum ARSEF 3297 is the source of this 2352-nucleotide messenger RNA. Its product is annotated as Bifunctional purine biosynthetic protein ADE1. NCBI's taxonomy places the organism in Eukaryota, Fungi, Ascomycota, Sordariomycetes, Hypocreales, Clavicipitaceae. Gene Ontology annotation, cellular component: cytosol. Gene Ontology annotation, biological process: 'de novo' IMP biosynthetic process; adenine biosynthetic process. The record is from RefSeq and is a predicted model, not a curated record. Gene Ontology annotation, molecular function: phosphoribosylamine-glycine ligase activity; ATP binding; metal ion binding.
AUGGGCAGUGUUCGAGUUCUCCUGAUCGGAAAUGGUGGCCGUGAGCAUGCUCUGGCGUGGAAAUUGAGCCAGUCUGCUCGAGUUGACACCAUAUUUGCCGUCCCUGGCAACGGCGGCACUGCCUCGUGUCCAAAGGUUACCAAUGUCACCUCAGUCUCAGCGGAAGAUUACCCAGGCCUCGUCACCUUUGCACAAUCAAAUGGGGUCAAUUUAGUCGUUCCUGGACCCGAAGCGCCUCUCGUGGACGGCGUGGAAGGGUUCUUCAAAAAGGCCGGAAUACCUUGUUUUGGCCCCUCCAAAGAGGCAGCUCGAUUGGAGGGAAGCAAGACCUAUUCCAAGGACUUCAUGAAGAAAUACAACAUCCCAACUGCUACGUACGAAAACUUUUCUGACUAUCAGAAAGCGAUCGAGUAUAUUGAUAGCGUCUCUCACGAAGUUGUCAUCAAGGCAACCGGUCUCGCUGCCGGCAAAGGCGUUAUCCUGCCUCAAUCGAAACAAGAGGCGAAGGAUGCCCUGAAGCAGAUCAUGGUUGACAAGGCCUUUGGAUCUGCUGGAGAUGAGGUUGUUAUUGAAGAACUCCUGGCUGGCGACGAGCUGAGCGUUCUCACCUUUUGCGAUGGUUACACUAUUCGAUCAUUGCCUUUGGCGCAGGACCACAAGCGCAUUUUUGAUGGCGAUCAAGGCCCCAAUACCGGAGGAAUGGGUUGCUACGCGCCUACAAACAUCGCCACAAAGGAGUUGACGGAACGCAUUGACAAAGAAAUCCUCGAGCCUACUAUUUUGGGAAUGCGACGGGAGAAGCAGCCAUUCCGCGGUGUACUGUUCACCGGCCUCAUGAUUACCAGUGCUGGUCCCAAAGUCCUGGAAUACAACGUGCGAUUUGGCGACCCAGAAACCCAAACUGUCUUGCCUCUUCUCUCCGCCGACACAGAUUUGGCAGAUAUAAUGCUUGCUUGUGCUGAAGGGUACCUCGACAACUGUCACUUGAAGGUCGAGCAGAAGUUCAGCGCAACUGUUGUUGUUGCUGCUGGCGGAUACCCUGGCUCUUAUGCCAAGGGGAUUCCAAUGACUGUUUUGCAACCGCCCCGAGGUAGCACCAUUUUCCAUGCGGGAACCAGGCUGGAUGGAGACCAGCUCAAGUCAUCUGGUGGUCGAGUGAUUGCGAUUAACUCUGUGGGUGAAUCCCUUAGAGCCGCUGUGGACGCGUCGUAUUCUGCACUCGCCUCAGGAAUAAUCAGCUUCGAAGCCAUGUUCUUCCGAAAGGAUAUUGCGCACCGCGCUUUUCGAGAUCAAUCCAAGGAGGCCAUGACUUACGCCCAAGCUGGUGUCGAUAUCCAAGCCGGUAAUGAUUUUGUCGAGAAAAUCAAGAAGGCCGUAGCCAGCACCAAACGACCCGGAGCUGAGGCAGAAAUCGGUGGAUUCGGUGGCGAGCUUGAUCUUUCACAAUGCGGAUACCAGAGCGUACCAAUUCUUGUUGGCGCUAUUGAUGGCGUUGGUACCAAGCUCAUGAUUGCCCAAGCUAUGAAGAAGCAUGACACUGUGGGUAUUGAUCUUGUUGCCAUGAAUGUAAACGACUUGAUCGUUCAGGGAGCCACGCCAUUGAUGUUCCUGGAUUACUACGGCUGCAGCAAGCUUGACCUUCCAUCUGCGGCCGCCUUUGUCGAAGGCGUCGCUGAUGGCUGUCGCCAGGCUGGAUGUGCUUUGGUAGGUGGUGAGACCGCUGAAAUGCCCGGCAUGUAUCAGGGCGAGGAUUAUGAUGCCGCAGGAUGCGCAGUUGGUGCCGUCACCUCUGAGGAGCGACUCCCUCGGCAGAAUACCAUGACGGAAGGUGACGUUCUUCUUGGUCUCGGGUCUGUUGGUGUCCAUUCCAAUGGCUUUUCGCUGGUGAGAAGGAUAGUGCAGAGUGCUGGCUUGGCGUAUGAAUCACAAGCGCCAUGGGAUAUAUCGAAAACCGUUGGAGAAUCCCUCCUGACCCCCACCCGCAUCUACGUCAAGAGCCUUUUGCCAGUUCUCAGUGAAAUCAAGGGUCUGGCACACGUUACCGGUGGUGGUCUCAUCGAGAACGUUCCCCGUAUGUUGCCAGAUGGCCUUGCUGCUGAAAUCAUCUACGGCUCUUGGGACAUUCUGCCUGUCUUCCAGUGGCUCAAGCAGGCUGGAAAUGUUGACCCCGCUGAAAUGUGCCGUACGUUCAACUCGGGCGUUGGCAUGGUCAUUGCUGUAGAUGCCAGCAAGGCCGACGCUGUGGCCCAAGCACUUUCCGCUUCUGAAAGCGUCUACAAGAUAGGACGGCUGGUCCGUCGUAAUCAGGGCCAACCUGGCUGUGAGGUUAAGAAUCUUGAGUUAUGGGCAUGA